AUGGCCGACGUGGAUAUCGAGCAGCUGUCUCCGACGCAGCGGGAGGCCCUGGAGCAGUACAUGCAGGUGACGAACCAGGAGGUCAAGGAUGCAGUACCACUGCUGGAAAGGUCACAAUGGAACGUGCAGAUUGGCAUUGCCAAAUUCUUCGACGGCGAGGGACCCGACCCAGUAGCCGAAGCCAUGUCAGCGCGCGAGAUACCUAGGGCAGCGGCACGACACGAGAACCUCCAGGAGAGUCUGUGGGAGGCAGCAGCACAACCUUCACGAACUUCCCGGAGGGACCGGACGGACGCAGCACCGCGGAUAGUCCCACGGCAACCGGAGACACGACGCCCGCCGUGGCUGGUAGGACUGCUCCUGGCACCGUUCGGAUGGGGAUGGACGGCGGCGACGGCCCUCUUCCGGACGGUGGCGUAUAUACUUUCGUUUCUGCCGGCGUCAGUACGGCCGCGUAUCCUGGCCAACAGUGCCGGGGCGCGGGGGAUACGCAAUAACAGUGGGCGGCGGAUGCUCAUGCCGCGCGACACGGCCGCGCGGUUCAAACGCGAAUUCGAGGAGGAGUACGGGACGGGCGAGAACCAGCAGCACCAGCUGCCCUUUUACGAGGGGGGAAUCGCGCAGGCGCACGAUCAGGCGAAGAAGGACCUCAAGUUCCUGCUGGUGGUGCUCAUUUCACCGGAGCAUGACGAGACAGACACGUUUGUGCGGGAGACGCUACUGGACGACUCAGUUGCCAGCUUCAUCCGCGACCCGUCAUCCAACAUUGUGCUGUGGGGCGGCAACGUUCUCGACUCGGAGGCGUACCAGGCGGCCACGGAGUACAGCUGCACCAAGUUCCCCUUCUCGGCGCUGGUGUGCCUGACGCCGCGCGAGGGGAGCAGCACACGCAUGGGCAUCGUCAAGAGGCUGACAGGCCCCAUGCCGGCCGAGACGUACCUGUCUGAGCUCCAAAACGCCAUGGACAAGUACGGCGGCGAGCUGGCGGCGGUCCGCGCCGACAGGUCUGCUCAGGAGGUGUCUAGGAGCCUACGGACGGAGCAGGACUCGGCGUACGAGCGGUCCCUGGCCAUAGACCGAGAGAGGGCGCGACAGCGGAAGGAAGCGGCCGAGGCGGCGGCCCGUGCCGAGAGGCUCGCGGCCCAGCAGGCGGAAGAGGCUGCCAGGCUGGAGGAGAAGAGGGCCCAGUGGAGACGGUGGAGGCAGGGCAGGCUUCUCGCCGAGCCGCCGGCGGGUGACAAGGACGUCGUGCGCGUGGCGCUCAUGAUGCCCGGUACGGGCAGGAGGGUUGUCAGACGCUUCCCCAGCGACGCCCCGCUCGAAGAGCUCUACGCUUUCGUCGAGUGCUACGGUACGGAAGAGGGGCAGGCAGAGAAGCCAGAAGACGGAUACGAGCACGAGUACAGGUUCCGCAUAUCGUCUACACUGCCCAGAGAGGUGUACGAGCCUAGUAAGGAGGUGACGAUGGGUCAGAAGAUUGGGCGCUCCGGGAAUCUUGUUGUUGAGGAGGCGGGGGAUGAUGAUGAUGAUGAAGAGGAUGAGGAUGAGGAAGAGGAUGGCGAGGAUGAGGAGUAG
Molecule: messenger RNA, 1575 nt
Organism: Geosmithia morbida
Lineage: Eukaryota; Fungi; Ascomycota; Sordariomycetes; Hypocreales; Bionectriaceae
Product: FAS-associated factor 2
Exons: 2
Coding region: 1-1575 (524 amino acids)
Cellular component (GO): endoplasmic reticulum
Molecular function (GO): ubiquitin binding
Source: RefSeq, a predicted model, not a curated record